This is a messenger RNA of Psylliodes chrysocephalus, 1337 nucleotides long. Lineage: Eukaryota; Metazoa; Arthropoda; Insecta; Coleoptera; Chrysomelidae. The record is from the annotation of a GenBank genome assembly.
UUUGACAUCAACAUCAUCUGAAAUUUGACAUUUGUGCAUGUACAAGUUCCAAGUGCAAGUGGUCGAUGUAAAUAAUUAUGAUUUUGUAUUUUAUAAAAUUAAAUUAAAUGCAACAGAUUACAAAGAUGAUAUUAAUCAUGUUAUCUAGUAAAUCGCUUAUAUUUUUCCGGUAAUAUUUAAUUUCAUAAAAACAAUAAUGGAUUUUUAUGUAGUAGAUGAUAAUGGGUCAAAAAACAAAAUUACAAACAUUGAAUGGAGCAUGAUGGACAAAACAAAAUUCUUUCCUCUAUCGAUGUUAAGUUCAUUUUCAGUUCGAUGCGCCCUUUAUCCUUUAACAUUAAUUAAAACUAGAUUACAAAUUCAGAAGCACAAUGAUCUAUAUACAGGUAUGUUUGAUGCAUAUGCAAAAAUAUAUAAAUAUGAAGGUUUUGCUGGUCUCUAUAGAGGAUUUUGGGUGUCAUCUGUACAAAUAGUUAGUGGAGUUUUUUAUAUAUCGACUUAUGAAGGAGUGCGUCAUGUAUUGCAUCAAAAAAAUGUAUCUUCUAGUCUAAGAGCACUUAUAGCAGGAGGAUGUGCUUCUGCAGUGGGGCAAACUAUAAUUGUGCCAUUUGAUGUACUUAGUCAACAUUUAAUGAUGAUGGGUGUGCACGGUAGAGAGGAACAGGGAUUCAAUAAUUUAGGAAUAAAAACUAAACCAGGUCAAAGUAAAUUUGUUUUGACAAUGGAAGUGGCCAAACAAAUUUUCAAAACAGAUGGACUUGUUGGAUUUUAUAGAGGUUAUUUUGCCAGCUUGUGUUCAUAUGUCCCAAACUCAGCUUUGUGGUGGGGUUUCUACCAUUUUUACCAAGAACAUUUAUAUGCAAUAGCACCAAGCUGGUUUUCACAUCUUUUGCUGCAGAGCAUCUCUGGAACAUUAGGUGGAUUUACUACAACUCUUUUGACUAAUCCUUUAGAUGUGGUUAGAGCGAGAUUACAAGUACAGAGAAUAGGAUCCAUGCGGUGUGCAUUUAGAGACUUGUGGGUAGAAGAGGGUAUCAAUAUGUUUACCAAAGGUCUAAGUGCAAGACUUAUACAGUCAGCUACAUUUAGUUUUAGCAUAAUUAUUGGGUAUGAAACAAUAAAAAGAAUAUCAGUAAACGAAGAAUAUAAAAAAUAUGUUAAAUGGUGAUGUUCUUUUUUUUAUCUUGUUAUACUGUUUUUGUUAUAUCGUUUUUUUACCAAUUCACUGAAGGUUACUCAUUAAAUGAUGUUCAAAAUAUAGUUAAAAUAUAUUAUUUAUUAUGUCGAAUGCAAUAACUUGUUAUUUAGUAGUAUAAAUACAUGUAUAUAAGUAGAAA